This is a messenger RNA of Penicillium argentinense, 1215 nucleotides long. RefSeq names its product serine hydrolase domain-containing protein. The transcript has a single exon. The record is from RefSeq and is a predicted model, not a curated record. The coding region runs from base 1 to 1215 and encodes 404 amino acids. Lineage: Eukaryota; Fungi; Ascomycota; Eurotiomycetes; Eurotiales; Aspergillaceae.
AUGGCCGACGACAUCGAAACUAGCAUCCAAGCCGCCAUCGACGCCGGUAAGAUCAACGGCGCCGUCAUCUGUGCCACCGAUACGCACGGCAGCUUCACCUACAACAGAACGAUCGGCGAGCGAACACUGCUCUCCGGUGAUAAGCUUCCACACCAACUAGACGAUGUGCUCUACCUCGCCUCAGCAACAAAACUAGUCGCCACCAUCGCUGCCCUCCAAUGUGUCGAAGACGGGCUUCUAAGCCUCACGGGCGAUCUCUCCGCCAUCGCACCCGAGCUCGGAGCGAAGAAAGUCAUCACCGGCUUCUCAGAUGAUGGCGAAACGCCAAUAUUGGAACCCGCAGCGCGCCCCAUCACACUUGAAAUGCUCCUCACCCACAGCGCAGGUACGUCGUACCAUUUCAUGCAACCCCAUGUCGCGCAGUGGCGUGAGAAGUUUGCGGCGCCCAAGGAAGGCGAGAAGAAGAAUGUGGAAGAGCUUUUCUGCUAUCCGCUGAGCUACCAGCCAGGCUGUGGAUGGAUGUACGGACCUGGACUGGACUGGGCGGGCCGAAUUGUUGAACGGGUGACGGGCUUGACGCUGGGUGAACGCAUGCAGAAGCGAAUCUUUGAUCCCUUGGGUAUCAAUGAUGCACAAUUUUAUCCAGUCACCCGAGAGGAACUGCGAAGCCACCAGGUAGAUUUGAACCCGGAUGACCCUGAUGGUCUGGGUCGGGCUGUUCUGGGUGGUUCUGCGGACAUGAACUCGCGUGGGCGCGGGGACUUUGGUGGGCAUGGAUUAUUCAUGUCUGGUGAAAGUUAUGUGAAGAUUCUUCAUUCGAUCCUGGCAAAUGAUGGGAAACUGCUUAAGCCCGCUCUUGCCGAUGAGAUGUUUCAACAACGACUCAGCCCCGAGGCCGCUGAGAGCCAUCGAGCUGCACUGGCCUCUCCCAUGGGCGUGUUCUUCCGCGUAGGUGUUGGUGUUGAGACAUCAUGUGGACAUGGUCUCGGGGGUCUGCUUACUUUGGAAGAUGUGGAUGGAUGGUACGGGGAGCGGACGUUGACUUGGGGUGGUGGUAUGACAGUUGCUUGGUUUAUUGAUCGCAAGAAUGGCCUUUGUGGUGUUGGUGCCAUUCACGCUAAGCUGCCCUUGGACCACGACGCUGUCUCUGAUCUAAAGCAAGUCUUCCGCCGCGACAUGUAUCGGAAGCUCGCUGCCUGGAAAUCAAGCGAGUAA